AUGAGCGACGAAUUCAACUGCGCGGUACCUGAAUACGAGGAUAACUACCGCUAUGGCGGUCCUCAGGGUGAAGAAGAUGAUUCGGAGGCAAAAAGAAAGGCUGAAGAGCGUGAGAAAAAGAAGGCCGAGGUGCGAAAGCGUCUUGAAGAAGCCGGCUCGAAAAAGAAGUCCAAGAAAGGUUUCCUCACUCCAGAGAGAAAGAAGAAACUUCGUAAAUUGCUUAUGAUGAAAGCAGCCGAAGAUCUGAAACAACAGCAGUUGUUGAAGGAACAAGAAAGGCAAAAGGUUCUUGCUCAGCGCAUCAUCCCACUCCCGAACGUUGACACUGUUGAAGAUCAUGGUAAAUUGGAAGCGAUUUACAACGAACUGUUCCAACAUAUGGUCAAACUCGAAGAGGAAAAAUACGAUAUCAAUCAAGCAGUAAUGGCCAAAGAUGCAGAGAUUAACGAGCUUACCAUCGCUGUGAACGACUUGCGCGGCAAAUUCGUGAAACCAACGUUGAAGAAAGUUUCAAAAUAUGACAAUAAAUUCAAGAAAAUGGCUGGUCAAAAGAAGGAAGAUAAACAAGAUUUCCGAGCAAACCUCAAGGUUGUGAAGAAAGAAAAUGUCAUUGAUGAUAUCGUCAAUAAGCAAAUGGCCAAGAAAACCGAUAAGCCUGAUUGGUCGAAGAAAGGUGGCGAGAAACAAGCUGGUGACGCUGAAGAGAAGAAGGCAGAAGAAGCUGCACCAGCUGAAGAGGCACCUCACGCUGAUGAACCAGCUGAGGAAGAUGGAGCAGAUGAGGAAGAAGUGGAAGAAGGCGAAGAAGAAGAGGAAGAAGAAGAAGAGGAAUAA
Messenger RNA from Anisakis simplex (herring worm), 834 nucleotides. The record is from the annotation of a GenBank genome assembly. NCBI's taxonomy places the organism in Eukaryota, Metazoa, Nematoda, Chromadorea, Rhabditida, Anisakidae.